Molecule: messenger RNA, 1243 nt
Organism: Dryobates pubescens (Downy woodpecker)
Lineage: Eukaryota; Metazoa; Chordata; Aves; Piciformes; Picidae
Gene: CZH18orf32
Product: chromosome Z C18orf32 homolog
Exons: 3
Coding region: 67-369 (100 amino acids)
Biological process (GO): positive regulation of canonical NF-kappaB signal transduction
Source: RefSeq, a predicted model, not a curated record
GCGCAGGCGGCAGCGGCGGCCGUGGUUCGGUGCCCGGUGAGCUUUGCCACAGACCAAGAGGAAGCCAUGGUGUGCAUUCCUUGUAUUGUCAUUCCAGUUCUCCUCUGGGUCUACAAGAAGUUCCUUGAGCCUUACAUCUACCCUGUGAUCGCCCCUUUCAUUAAGCGUGUCUGGCCCAAGAAAGCUGUGGAAGAAACAACAGCCAUGAAGCAAGGCCAAGGAGGUGGUGCUGGAGACCCAGGGAUACUGACAGCCAGGAAAAGAGAUCAGGAGGAUGGACCUGGAAUUUACACUUUUGAGAGCAACGGUGUUGCAAAUGGAGUUGCCACAAAGAGAUCCACAGACACUUCUGACAAGAAAGCAGAUUAAAGGAGCCCAUUCAGAGUGGGUUUAUUCCCUUGUGUCCCAGAGGGACUGGUGAUGUUGCUGUCACUUCAAGACCUUCUUUCUUUGCACGUUUUAGCUGACUAAAGCCCCUUUGCUGCUGACAGGAGAGGGCCUCUGUUGCCUCUAGAAUGGCAGCCAGCACAUUUCUUUAUUUAAAAUGCCUGAAAACUGCAGGUUUUUGUGUCUUUCCUUCUUUCCUUCAUCUCUCAUCUGUUUGGUGUGACUGGUGUGUAGGUUAAGUAAUUUAACAAAUAAAUCUAGCUGUGGGAGGUAAAUGUUAUCUUAGUUUCACUAACUGCUAGUGCAGUACUUCAGGCUUUCAGCCCCAGAUCUACAGCUUGUGCUUGACCUUGCUGAAGAGCUUUGAGUGGCAUCAUGGCAACCUAAGUGUAAAACCACAAGGAGCUCAGCUUUUUUUGGUGUCAGAUCUGUGGGUGAGCUAAAGGAGUUAAAGCUACAUGCAGAACUUACUUAACUUUACUCCAAGCAGAGAGUCUUGGUUUGGUGAUCCCAUUAAUUAUUUUCCCUCAGAGGCUGUGCCUUUCAUUCCUGCAGUGGAGCAGCAGGGGCAUGAUGUGACAGAUUAAUGAGUAAUGAUUAACUGCUGCUUUCUGUUCUGCUUUGGUGGUUUCAAAUGUCUUCUGAAGAAAAAAGAAAGGGGAAAAAAGUCCCAGCUGAAGUCUCUCCAAUGUGCUUGUGGAACUUGAGUUGUAAAUAAAACCCCUGCUUUGUUAUGGAUAAGCUGCUCCAUACAGUUGUUCUUGGGCUUCUGAGCCAUAAAUGUUGGAAGUGGGUAGUCAAAUCUUUGAAGACCUGUAGACAGGCCCCAAGCAGAAGGAGCUCAUGAAACUGUGAG